AUGUUUGUUGAUGGCGGGUCCAGUUCCACUGGUGUCAAUGAUCAGAGAGAUGUUAAGGUCGAUGGCAUGGAAGCGUUGAAGCAGCAGUACGAUGGAGGUGCCGAUGGUGACUGUGUUGACAGCGUGGAGCCGGACAAAAUGGUUCUGAGCGAUGAACACAUGUUCAACAUCGGACCUGACAUUCCCGAGGCCGACGCACAGGCUCUGAACGACUUUCUAGAUGCCGAUGCAUCGAUCGCGGACAUUCCACCUCAUCAGCUGGCCUACGAAGUGGAAUCCGAGAGUGUUGCAGAACGCCUGGUCGAGGCGCAGGGGAUCUAG
This is a messenger RNA of Fulvia fulva, 321 nucleotides long. RefSeq lists its product as uncharacterized. The transcript has a single exon. Bases 1 to 321 code for a protein of 106 amino acids. Lineage: Eukaryota; Fungi; Ascomycota; Dothideomycetes; Mycosphaerellales; Mycosphaerellaceae. The record is from RefSeq and is a predicted model, not a curated record.